CUUACAACGCAAAUGAUAUAUUCGAAAGUUUUCAUACCAAUAGCAUCAUGCUUACUUAAUUUCUUGGCAGAGAAAAUCCGGGCAGAAAUGAUGGAUUACAGAGUUGUAUCAACCUUAAAUAAAACACUCUAUUCAUCUAUGUCUGUUGUAGUCGACGAUAGUGUAUAUCAUCUAUAUCCUAAUACAACUUAUCCGUUUCUCUUUUCCGGAAAGGCGCCUAAGGCAAAGGUGGGCUAUCGGUACGUCAAAAUUACCGACAAUGCAAGUAAUUAUCUUUCAGAAUCUUUUUUGCGCUCCCCUCAAGAUAAUACAAGUACAUUACACGAGUUUUUCAAUCGCACAUGGAACAGACACCCUAAUGUUCAGCUUCCUAAAAUCUAUCCAUUAUCGAUUCCAACAAACCGCCUGGUUUCUUUGCUUCAUAAAGAUGAUGAAAUUCCUACUAUUCACUUUUCUGGUAAUCAAACGGAACUUGACCUUAUGCACCAUAACCCUCCCACAGAUCCCACAUCUGUAACUACCGUAGUCUCGUAUGUUUCACUCGAGGAUGCGUUUCAAUUCAAUAAUGUCGAACUAUCUUUAGCUGGCCGUAGCAGCGUCAUGAUGCCGAAAUUGUCCUACAUAUUUAAACUUGAUAAAGCCGAUUCCUUGUUCGGGUAUAGGCGCAUAAAACUCCGUGCCUUGGCUUUGGAUCCCUCUUAUAUACGUGAACAAAUUGGGUACGAUAUUCUGUCUUCAUCAGGCGUAGCAACUACAAAAUUUUCGUAUGUGCGUGUAUUCAUGAAUGAUCGAGAACUUGGAUUGUUUGGUUUAAUCGAGGCUUUUCAAAAUCCAUGGCUGGCUAAUGAAUUCAACGGGGGUGACGUUUUUUAUAAAAAUGGCUAUCUCUAUCAAGGAAAUUCAGAGGAUCCAUACCCAGGGUACACAUCUGAUUUGGCUUAUUACAAAGACAACCUGACCGCUUACGCAGAUGGCCAAUACAAAAUCAAGGAAGAAGAAAAAGGAGGAUCUAAAGAUAAUUUUCAGCCUUUAAUGGAUUUCACUCGAUUUAUUGCAGAGGCACCGGUCAACACAUCAGAUGCGGUAACCAUCUGGAAUAAAGCUAUGGAUACCGAAGGAUUUCUUCGCUCCAUGGCCAUUGAAGUAUUAGGUGGUUAUUCAGACGGAUAUAUUGUGAAUGCCAAUAACUUUUAUAUUUACCAAAAUCUUGAAACAAAUCAAUAUGUUUACAUACCAGCUGAUCUUGAUCUGUGCUUAGGUAAUGGUCUUCGUAAUGUUUCUCAAUUAUUAUAUGUCAACUACACGGAUUUUACUGGAUGGGGAAACCGACCGCUUUUAAAUAGAAUCUUGCUUAUACGAGACUUUUAUGAUAGAUUUCUUUAUCUUCUUCAAGACUUAAAUAACAAGCUAUUCAAUAUGGAAGCUGUAGAACCUCGUAUCAACGAUCUCGUAGAUAUGAUCCGGGAAGACGUGGAAUGGGAUAAAACAUUGCCUGGGGUUGCACAGGAUACAUUUGACGGAUUAGUUCACAACCUCCCACCUUCGUUUAGGAACGAUCCCGUUCUCUGGGAUAUUGUUAAACGCAUAAUAAGCAAUAUUUCAUUUAACAAUGCCAUAAACGAUUCAACAAGUCAGUUCGUAACCUACAUGAGUCUUAAGCCAUGGAUUUCUCGUAUGCAUCAGAACACUAAUAAUUUCUUUUCUCAAAACUCAAGUUGAAUAAAAUUCCAAUAAAUUAUAUUUCAUAAGCGCUGCCACUUU
Mucor mucedo is the source of this 1761-nucleotide messenger RNA. Its product is annotated as coth protein-domain-containing protein. NCBI's taxonomy places the organism in Eukaryota, Fungi, Mucoromycota, Mucoromycetes, Mucorales, Mucoraceae. Bases 13 to 1719 code for a protein of 568 amino acids. The transcript has 4 exons. The record is from RefSeq and is a predicted model, not a curated record.